GUUUGCAUAUCAAACAGUAUCAUGAUCGUUGGUGCAUCGCUGGACGAAACCGUGCCGGUGCCGUGUCACGUAGCGGCCGAUCCGCUGGACGUGUCGUUUGAUUGGAACUUCUCCAACAGUGGCGAGCGGUUCGAGGUGGCCAGCGGCCAGUUCAAUCUGCUCCAGGACUUCCACUCGGCCGACGGUGGCAUCACCCAGUCACGCUACGACGCAGACGAGGACAACUCAGAAACAAUCUACGAGCUGCUCUACACGCCCAAAAGCGAACGGGAGUACGGUACGUUGGCGUGCUGGGCGAAGAACUCCAUCGGCAAGCAGCUGGAGCCGUGUCUGUUCCAGGUCGUCCCGGCAGCCAAACCCGCCCCGUUGCGCAACUGCACGCUGAGACCGUACUCGACCCUCCUGCUGCCGGCGUCGGUGGCGCACGGGCCGCCGAACGGUUCCGCAGCGUCAGCGGGCACCACCUACUACUCGUACUACGCCGGCGGCGGGCAGCCCCGGGCCCCGGACACUAAUUACAUUGGACCACAAUUCGUUAAAGAUCGGAACGUGCCCGGUCCGGGCCUUCGGCGGCCGAAUGUAACAAAAUUUAAUCAGAAAAAUCCCGGCCCGGCAUCGUCCGGGGCCACGAAACGUCAGCGAAACCGCAGCACCGGCCCCGGGGACGAUGGGUUGGUGCGACUGACGGCCGAAGGAGCCCCCGGAACCGCGUCCAGUGAGCGGUCCGCCAGCUUGCUCAACACCGCCACGGCCAUCCUGCUCGGCGAGAGUGCUUCGGCGAGCGACAUGCUGGCUUUGGAGGCCGCGGAAGGGCGGCCCGCGGCCACCCGGACGCGUCGCCACGCGUCCGCCACCCAUCGCGGCGGCGGCGGUGUCGAUGCGACGCCAAGCGGUGCCAGCGCAGGAGGUCGCAAUCAACUGCAACGCAACCCGGGGGCCGGGGGCGGAGGAAAUAAUUAUCACCCCAACGGGGACGCGGCGGCCGCGGCGGCCAGUGCAGCGCAACUGAGAUCGAAAGCGAUCCGAUCCGGCGGAGUCGGGUUCAGUGCGUCGUCGUACGGUGGUGGCCACCACCAUCACCAUCACUUCAUCGACCAACCGGCGGCGGGCGGUGGCCUCGGGUCGAUGGCCGGCCCACCACCCGGCGGCCUGCCCGAGCUACCCACCAUGAUGGAGCUCGAGUGCGUCGCCGGCUACGAUGGCGGCCUGCCGCAGCACUUCUUCCUCGAAGCCUACGACUCGCGGACGCGCAAAUUGCGCCUCAACAUCACAAGUGCCCUUAACGAUGUGCCGCUCUUCCGCAUCGACCUCACCGAGCUCAGCCCCGGCGACUCCUACACCCCGACCAUGCACCUGAUAGCGUACAGCGUGAACCAGAAAGGCCGCUCCGAGCCGACGAUCCUCGAGGACAUAGCAAUUAAUGAAGCAGAAAAACGGGCCG
Molecule: messenger RNA, 1441 nt
Organism: Anopheles cruzii
Lineage: Eukaryota; Metazoa; Arthropoda; Insecta; Diptera; Culicidae
Exons: 5
Source: RefSeq, a predicted model, not a curated record